This is a messenger RNA of Lachnellula hyalina, 819 nucleotides long. It is a transcript of the gene SPAC521.03, whose product is annotated as NADP-dependent 3-hydroxy acid dehydrogenase. Gene Ontology annotation, molecular function: oxidoreductase activity. Gene Ontology annotation, cellular component: cytosol. The transcript is spliced from 5 exons. Lineage: Eukaryota; Fungi; Ascomycota; Leotiomycetes; Helotiales; Lachnaceae. The record is from RefSeq and is a predicted model, not a curated record. The coding region runs from base 1 to 819 and encodes 272 amino acids.
AUGGCCACCGCAAUGGGGAAACGCCUCGACGGCAAGACCAUAGUUAUUACCGGUGCUUCAUCGGGUAUUGGACGUAGCACAGCUCUGGAAUUUGCGCGCACCUCUCCCAAGAAUCUGCGACUGAUUCUUACGGCCAGGCGGAUCGAUACACUGAAGGAGGUCGCGGCGGAUAUCAAGAAGGAGGUCGGAGAGGGUGUUAAGGUCUUGCCGUUCAAGCUUGAUGUCAGUCAACCAGACGAAGUACGGAGCUUCGUAGGGAACCUGCCAGAGGAGUGGAGGAACAUCGAUGUGCUGGUCAACAACGCUGGGCUUGUCAAAGGUGUUGCAAAGGCACCUGAGAUUGAAGAAGCGGACCUAAAUGUCAUGUUUGCUACCAACGUUACGGGUCUCAUCAACAUGACCCAAGCUGUCCUUGCGAUUUUCAAGAAGAGACCUGAGGGCGGUGCGGGCGAUAUCAUUAAUAUCGGCAGUAUUGCUGGACGGGAACCAUAUCAGGGUGGAAGCAUUUACUGUGCUAGCAAGGCUGCAGUCAGGAGUUUUACAGAUGCUCUGCGGAAAGAGUUGAUUGCUACUCGCAUUAGGGUUAUUGAAAUUGAUCCUGGUCAGGUUGAAACUGAAUUUUCAGUCGUCAGAUUUUAUGGGGACAAGUCCAAGGCCGAUGCUGUCUAUGCUGGAUGUGAACCUUUGACUCCAGAUGAUAUCGCCGAAAUAGUUGUCUUCACUGCCGGACGAAGAGAAAAUGUUGUUGUUGCGGAUACUUUGAUCUUCCCCAACCACCAGGCCGGGACCGGAGGAGCGAUGUACAAGAAGAGCGACUAA